Pygocentrus nattereri (red-bellied piranha) is the source of this 1903-nucleotide messenger RNA. It is a transcript of the gene rpusd2, whose product is annotated as RNA pseudouridine synthase domain containing 2. Lineage: Eukaryota; Metazoa; Chordata; Actinopteri; Characiformes; Serrasalmidae. The record is from RefSeq and is a predicted model, not a curated record. The coding region runs from base 102 to 1814 and encodes 570 amino acids. Gene Ontology annotation, molecular function: RNA binding; pseudouridine synthase activity. Gene Ontology annotation, biological process: pseudouridine synthesis. The transcript has 3 exons.
GAGGCGUUUGGGUCUGCAGGAGGCCUCAAAGUACGACGUCAUCAAAAUGUGACAAGAAUGCGGUCUCGUGUGUUAGCUGGUGGUUCGGCGUGCUGUGGUGGAUGUUAGGGCGGUUAAACAGGCUCGCUGUCUCGUUCUCGCUCAGAGUCCAUUUUAUUAGACAAGGACGGGUUUCUGUGUCGCUGUGUGAGAGAGCACAGCUCGGCCUCUCGUCCCGGCGGAGUUCAGCGAGCAGCGACAUGGAGACUAAAGAGGAGCCCGUCAGUGAAGCCACGGCGGAGCCGCAGGGGGACGCAGACGGAGACGGAGGCGGGCAGGAGAACCGCACAGGGAAACGGAAGAGUGAAGACACCGGCGACCAGUACACAGCAGCUAGCGGUAAGAAGCGAAAGGCUGGUAAACAGCUCCGGCCCGGAGAGAGGUACGUCCCCCCUCCCCGAAAACGCAACCCCGGCGUGAGCUUCAGCCAGGAGCACUUCGCUGAAACCUCGUACUAUUUUGAAGGCGGGCUUCGGAAAGUGCACCCUUAUUAUUUUGACUUUAAAACCUACUGCAAGGGGCGCUGGGUUGGUAAGACUCUGCUUGAAGUUUUCAGCAGUGAGUUUCGUGCUGAACCCCUGGACUACUACGCGAAGGCGGUUAAGGAUGGACGCAUUCGGUUGAAUGAAAUACCGGUGGAUGACCUAAAUAUAACCCUGAAGAACAAUGACUUUAUGAGGAACACUGUCCAUCGUCAUGAGCCCCCUGUUAUAGGUCGGUCACUGGAAGUGUUGGUGGACGAUGGUGAAGUCGUGGUGGUGGACAAGCCUGCGUCGCUACCUGUACAUCCCUGUGGACGCUAUCGUCACAAUACAGUCAUUUUCAUUCUAGGGAAGGAGAAAGGCCUCUGUGGCCUUCACACUGUGCAUCGUCUGGAUCGGCUCACUUCUGGCGUUCUUCUGUUCGCCCGCACUCUGGAGGUGUCAAAGAAACUGGACCAGAUGGUUCGAGAGAGACAGUUGGAGAAGGAAUAUGUUUGUCGUGUGGAAGGUGAGUUUCCAGAUGGUGAGGUGGUGUGUGAAGAACCCAUAUUGGUUGUGUCCUUCAAAGUGGGUCUCUGCAGGGUAGAUCCAAAAGGCAAAGAGUGCCGCACCGUUUUCCAGAAGCUCAGUUAUAAUGGCUGUUCUAGUGUGGUGCGCUGUCUCCCACUCACAGGGCGCACUCACCAGAUACGUGUUCAUCUCCAGUUCCUGGGCUUCCCCAUCCUUAAUGACCCCAUUUAUGGGUCUUCUGCAUGGGGCCCACACAGGGGCAAGGGUGGUCUUGUGGGUAUGAAUGAUGAGGAGCUGCUAGAAGCCCUUCUUGAAGAGCAUCGUUCAAAGGAGAGUCUGCACCUUUUGGAUAUUCCAGAUGAGGUUGUGUCAUUAAAGAGUGGCACAAAAGAAGGUACAAGUGGUGAUGCCCCAGUUAACAGUAAACCGCCAAUCAUGGCUGAAUCUCUAAGUGCUGCCUGUGAAGACGGUUCCUGUAAACUGCCAGUAGCAUCAUUACAGGCUGAGGAUUCUGGACCAGAGACCUCUGCAAAUGGCAUGGAAGGAGAAACAAAUGGUGCACAGAUGGAGAACAGCAAUUCUCACUCUGAGGAAUCAUCUAGAACUGCAAAUGCUAACAAGUUUGUCAGAGAUCAUUUGUGUGGGGAGUGUAAAAUUGUGCGACCUGACCCUACAGAGAAGGAAUUGGUUAUGUACUUGCAUGCUCUGCGUUACAAGGGGCCGGACUUUGAAUACUCCACACAAUUGCCUGAUUGGGCUAAAGAAGAUUGGGUACAAGAUUAAAUUACUUUUGGCCUCGGUUCUGUACUUUAUAUAUCUUUACUUACUGAAAACAGUGAGAAUAAAAUGACUUUCAUGUUGCUUUUAUUUAA